This is a messenger RNA of Rhineura floridana, 3247 nucleotides long. Its product is annotated as sialic acid-binding Ig-like lectin 14. The transcript has 14 exons. Lineage: Eukaryota; Metazoa; Chordata; Lepidosauria; Squamata; Rhineuridae. Bases 361 to 2574 code for a protein of 737 amino acids. The record is from RefSeq and is a predicted model, not a curated record.
GAUCUUUUCUUCACAUGGGCAUUGCCAUUUACCUCACAGCAGCUGCCCCUGGACUGUGCAGCUACUCGGGUUGCUUUAGAAGAAACAACCAAAACUGGCAGAUCCUUCUGUCCCUUAUGGAAAGCAAGUUUUUUCUCUCUGUCAGAAGUGUUCUUCCAACCUCAGAAAAGCAAGCAAAAUAUAUUAUUCUCCCCCCCCCUCGGGUGACUAUUGCAAAAGAAGAUACAGGAAGAGAAGCAGGAUUCUUGGAUAGAUUUGUGUCCAUUUAUUCUGUUGCGUAGAGAGUGACUCACUCAUUUGUCCGACGUAGAAAGCAGAAGAGCUUUGCUGGAAGAGCUCCUGACUUAGAAAGAGACAUCCAUGCCAAAAGACAGACGGGCCUGGCAGCUCAUGGACCUCCCCUGGGCAAUGAAGAAUCCAACCUGCUUGAUGGCAACCAUGACAGUACUGAUCCCUGCCAUUUUUUGCCAAGGUGCGGGGAGCCAGGUCUCAAGUUAUACACUGGAAGUGCCAGACUCUGUCACCGUGCAGCGAGGUCUCUGCGUUCACAUUCCCUGCAAAUUCACUUAUGAGGAUCAGUUCUCAACCACAUCUCAGGAAUUAUAUGUCUACUGGUUUAAAAAUGAUGGCUCUCAUCAUGAUAUGGACCCCUCCUACUAUUCCUCCCGCUAUGUUGCUGGUAGCCUUGUGGCCACCAAUGACCCACAGCAGACAGUGCUAAGAUCCGCAGCAUAUCGUUUCCAGCUAACUGGAGAUCCAGCUCAAAGAGAUUGCUCCUUUGCCAUCAAUUAUGCUGAACUUCAAGUUGAGGGGAUAUACUAUUUUAGAAUUGAGAAAGGAGAGAACUUAAGAUUCAGUUAUCUCACUAAUCGGGAUAGAUCUUUUAUUUCACCUCAAGUUUCUGUGACAGAGCUGACAGAGAAACCAAAGAUCCUGAACUCCUCUGAGCUUGUUUUGGGGAAGAGCAUCACUCUCACUUGCCAGGCACCAGGGACCUGCUCAUGGACCCACCCAAAAAACUGGCCCAAAAUCUCCUGGAAUACUAAGUUAAUAGGGUCCACAGGGUCUCCACAGAACUAUCAACACAGCAACGGGAGCUGGACCUUUGCUUCUGGCUUCACCUUCACACCCCUCCUGGAGCACCAAGGCAAAGCCCUCACUUGCCGUGUCUCUUACCCAGCAAUCUAUUCGAAAGCAGUUGAGAACACCAUCCAUCUGGAUGUUACCUACCCACCUCAGGACAUCAAAAUCUUUGUGAGCGUAACAAGGCCUGGACACUCUGACUUAUCCCGGCAGAUAGUAGAGGAGGAUUUGGUGGCCCAAGAAGGUGACACCAUCAGCCUUCUCUGUCAGGCUCAGGGCAAUCCUUAUCCCACCUUGAUAUGGAUGAAGAGCAACAAGACCCUUAACAGCUCCACGCAGGACCAGACACUUCUGCUCUCUAACAUUCAGUCUGAGGAUGCGGGGGAGUAUCAAUGUCAGGCCAAGAAUUUUCAUGGCUCGAUCUGGAAGAUGCUCUUCAUGGAAGUGCAAUAUCCUCCAAGGACAGUGACGUUCAGUGUCUCCCAAGCACGCAGGAGGGACCCAACACUAGCUCGAGAUUGCCCCAGGGAAGUAGCCAAUGGCUCCCAGUUGACGGCCCAGGAAGGCGACUCAUUGCAGCUGCUCUGCAGGACCAAUAGCAACCCUCCAGUCACCGCGAGUUGGGUCAAGGAGGGCAGGACCUUCAAGAAUCUCCUAGAUAACUGGUUGAAUUUGACAAAAUUGACAGUUGAGGAUGAGGGUGAAUACAGGUGCCAGGUCAAGAACUCCAUAGCCUCUGCUCAGGGGAUCCUCCACCUCUAUGUAGCAUAUGCUCCCAAGCUCAGCAGAAACCCCCACGCAAACACUACCUGUUGGCGUGAAGACAAUGACCUUCUCUGCAACUGUUCCCUGCACUCCCAGCCUCUACCUCAGAUCCACUGGCAAGUAGACGGGAAGAUUGUGACUGAGAACAGCAGCAGAACAAACCAGAAGGUCUCUUUCUCCAUCCAGGGGAAUGAGGUCACCAGCUCCCUAUGCUGGACAGGCAGUCCAGAGGGGGACCACAGCAUCAUCUGCCUUGGGAAGAAUUCUUUUGGAGUCUACACAACACAUUUCCUGCUUAAUUCCUUGAAAACAGGAAGCCAUUCAGCACUGCUCAUUUCCGGGUUGUGUGGGGCUUUGCUGGCAGUUGGUGUCUUCACACUAGGCCUGUGCCUGAUCAAGUUUUAUAAGCAGAGGAAAGCAACUUCGAAAGCAAGCACUGUAGAGGCUGUGGAUUCUGUGGAUUCUGCCAAUGGAGGGCACCAGAGAGCCAACAACUUCAGCCUGAUCUAUAGCAACAUUAUGCCUUCGGGUCAAAGGGCACCCUAUGCUGGCCAGUCUAAAGCAGCUGGAGAGAGGAACCCUAAAGCCAGGCAGAUCUCCGGAUUUCCCAGUCCGAGCACAGAUGAGCCAGAUGACCUUCACUAUGCAACUGUGGAGUUCAAACGCAAAGGAGGACCAGUCCCAGAGGAGGAAUCUGUGGAAUAUUCACCAAUCAAAUGGAAAUAAACAACCUUGUUCCUCAACAGGCGCAAUCCCAUUAUAAUGGAAGAAAGUUAUUUGAUGGGCAAUAGGGGCUGGGUAUGGAAGCUGGGAGUGAGUGGAGUGGGCUACAAUAGUAAGCAAUUUGGGUUUAGCAUUGACAAGGUAAAUAGAAGGAGAAGCCUUAGAUAUGGCAGAUAUGGAAAGAGUUUUCCAUUUGAGUAACUCUGGCAUUUGCAGUCUAAUUUAUACUCCGGGAAGGAGGAACUGGAAGAAGGCAAUGCUCAUGGACCUGGUUAGCCAUCUUACUCUCAGCAAAAUAGACAUUACCUUUCAUCUGCCUGUCUACUUGCCUGUGAACCUCUCCUCUCCCCAAAGUGAUUAACUGGGCUGUUGUGAUGUCACAGAAUGUUCCCUGCUGAGUAGGGAACAAAACGAGUGUUCACAAACAGCGCACCAUCUUCUUAAAGCAACCUAGUGUCCUCCAGAUGUUAUGAACUACAACUUCCAUCUGCUCCAUCAUACAUGACCGAUGGGCAGGGAUUAUGGGAGUUGUGGUCCAAAACAACUGGAGAUUACCAGGAUGGGAAAAACCUUAAAGCUUUGGUUUGAAAAGUUUGACUUUUAAAAAAAAUUAAAACAUAUAUUGUACAGCUCUAUUUUUUUAAAUAUGUUCAGUAAAUGUCACUAAUUCUUUCUA